CAAGCAGUGGUUCAAGCGAACUUGCCCCGCACAACUUUGUGGUCCUUGCAAUGGAAUUCAAGCAAGUGAGAUUCAAAGAAUACCCAAGUCUUUGCGCUUCGUGGGCACUUGACAUCGGGGACAGAGCUGCUUUUGCCGGACCCUCUAAUUCAGGCAAGAGCCUUCAAAUAGACAUACUCUCCGGUGAAGCACCUCUUCUAUCUGGACAUGUUGUUUUUCAACCAGACAUUUGCCGACUUGCAAUAUUGCGCAGUGGCUGGGUGGCCAGCGACAAGUGCUGCACUGUGAGGGAAGAGCUGAGUUCUCUUGACCCUUCCGUCCGUCGUGGAGAGUUUCUUUUACAUGCAAGACCAUGUUCGUUGGUCGUGGACGUUGUGGGCGGGCCAUGUUUGACGGAGGCUGGUCAGACAAGCCAAGUAGAAGUCGACCGAGUCCAAAAGUGCAUGGAAGACUUUGAACUGGAUGGAGACGCUUCUUUAUGUGAUUUGUGCCAGAGCGACCUAGUGCGCGUGUCAGUGGCCAAACUAAGCAUGCAACAGCCAGAUGCCCUGCUGCUGGAUGAUGCGACAGAAGGUCUGGAUGCUGCAAGCUGCAACUGGCUGGAAGACUUCUUGGCCUGUAAGACUUCCUUCAAGAUCGUGCUUGUUGCAUCGCAUGACCGUGGCUUUAUGGACAAGGCCUGUAACAAGGUCAUCGCGAUACAACGCCAUGAAACGAAUGUGUCAACGCAUGUGUUCAAUGGCAACUACACGAGUGCAUAUUUGGCUGGUGGCGACUUUCUCCACUUCCACUCCUUCAGUCUUUGGCAGCCAAAAUCCUCAGGACUCCUUUCUUUGAUCGUUGCGCAAGAAUGGCAGCGUUGGCAGAAGGAUCCGAAGCCUGACUUGGAACUAUGGGCUAUUGAGCUGGACGAACCUGCUGCGAGAAUAGCUACAACCAACUUUGCUUCAUCUCCCUGGCAAGACCGCCUACGCUUUGUACAUGCUUCAUUUCAAGAUUGGACUCCUGAAUGGCAAAGCAAUCCGCCAUCUGUGUUCCUAUGCAACCCUCCAUACAAUGAUGACCUGGUAAAUUCCAGAGCUGGGAGUGAAGAAGCGAUUCUUUCACGAACACGUGCAUUGGACAGGUCUUUUCUCCCUUUGGAGGUCUUGUUCGAUGGAGCUAGGAGACAAGGUUGCAAGACCCUCUGGAUUUUGUGGGGCAAUGCUGAGGCUUCUUGAUUGCAAUAAGGUUCUGUCGUAAGCUGCAGCCAAGCAUCACUGAACCAUUUCUUAGCACCGGAUGAUGCCAGACACGCGCCUCUUCUUCUUGUGUUGAGGAUGCUCCGGUCUUGCUCGCCGCUGCUCAUAUUGGCUGGCAAGCAACUCGGCAGAUCAGAUUUCAACGUAACCCCCACAGCAUUCAGCCAUUUGCAACUGCGUGGAAGUUUGAGCUGGACACUUCCAAAGCUCCACCGGCUUGUAAGCCAGAGAGAAUCUUCUGGCAAGACCAUGAUGGGACUCCAUCAAGCGCUUGGUGGGAACUUGUUGGAUCUUUGUACUACUGGCACUUGCGCGACAAAAGCAGAACUGCGCAG
This is a messenger RNA of Durusdinium trenchii, 1576 nucleotides long. The record is from the annotation of a GenBank genome assembly. Lineage: Eukaryota; Dinophyceae; Suessiales; Symbiodiniaceae.